Syzygium oleosum is the source of this 1080-nucleotide messenger RNA. RefSeq names its product putative disease resistance RPP13-like protein 1. The record is from RefSeq and is a predicted model, not a curated record. Lineage: Eukaryota; Viridiplantae; Streptophyta; Magnoliopsida; Myrtales; Myrtaceae. Gene Ontology annotation, biological process: defense response to other organism. The transcript is spliced from 2 exons. Bases 1 to 1080 code for a protein of 359 amino acids. Gene Ontology annotation, molecular function: ADP binding.
AUGGCCAUUGUAGAGAUUGUUUUGGGUUCCGUCUUGGCUUCCUUCUUUCAGGUCCUAUUCGACAAAUUAGCUUCUUUGGGAUUGAGCAAUGCGCAAAGGGAAGGAGCACCGCCCUUCUCUGGAAUCAGCACCGACCUGCUCAAUAAUUGGAGGAAGACGCUAGAUACAAUCAAUGCAGUGCUGGAUGAUGCAGAGGACAGGCAACUGAGCAGUAAUUGUCUAGUGAAGCUGUGGUUGGACGAUGUUAGGGACUUGGCCUAUGACAUGGAAGACUUGCUCGAUGUGCUCGCGCUCCAAGCCACUCAGGUUAAGUCGGGGGCAAAAUCCAGCACAAGCAGAGGUCGGAUAAAUUGGAAGUUCUCUUGCUUUGGCCAAGAUAAAUCCUCCAGAUCGAAUCUAAACCCGUGCUUGCUCGUGUCUGAAACCGAGGUCCAGGAGAUCAAUGGCAGGUUGGAAGAUAUUGUCAUCAGGAAGGAUCGUUUAAGCUUGAGAGAGAAUGUUGUGGGCAAAUCUUACUACACCAACCAAAAGCUCCCUAGCACUUCUCUGCCGGAGACUCAGUUUUUUGGCAGGAAGAAGGAAGAAGCACAGAUACUCGAACGAUUGGUCAGUGAGGUCGAAAAUUCUGAUGCCACGCUGAGCAUAGUCCCCAUAGUUGGGAUGGGUGGUGUUGGAAAGACGGCAUUGGCUCAACGGCUGUAUAAUGAUGCUAGAGUGAAAAGCUAUUUCGAGACGAGAGCAUGGGUUUGUGUGUCAGAUGUUUUUGAUGUUUUUGACAUAACAAAGACUAUUUUGCGGUCGAUCACCGGGUUGUCCUGCGAGGGCGAAGAUCUUAACGGACUUCAAGUUAAGUUGAAGGACAGUUUAUCCGGGAAGAAGUUUCUUGUGGUUUUAGACGAUGUAUGGAAUGAGAACUACGGAAAAUGGACUGACUUCUUAAAGCCAUUUGAAGCGGGGGCCAAGGGAAGCAAGAUCAUUGUCACGACUCGCAACCUUCCCGUUGUUUCCAUAAGAGGAGCUUCACCGUAUCAUUUGGAGCAGCUGUCCCUUGAUAAUUCCACCCAGAUCUUGAAAGAAUAG